Molecule: messenger RNA, 414 nt
Organism: Funneliformis caledonium
Lineage: Eukaryota; Fungi; Glomeromycota; Glomeromycetes; Glomerales; Glomeraceae
Source: the annotation of a GenBank genome assembly
AUGACUUUAUCAUCACGAAAUAGAAUGAAUCAGAAUGAUUCAUUAAUUAUUGGACCAAAACACUUUGCAAUAAUCAAUAAUUGGAUCGUAGGGGAACGGAAUUUACCAUAUACACUUUUAUAUCGUGGUAGUCGUGAUGGUAUUAUAUCGAAUGUCUUAAAAGAUAAAUGUUAUCGUCAAUCACCAUGCUUGGUUUUAGUCAAGGUCCGUUCUUCACCGAAAAUAUUUGGCGGGUACAGUCCCAUCGGGAUUUAUUUUUGUACCGGUGGUCAAUGGCAUAGGACAUCAGCUAUGUAUAUGGAUAAUGACAAAAAUUUACAUGUUAAAUAUAGUCAAAAUUAUCAAUAUAAUCUGGGUGAGUUCGCUUCUAAUUACGUUAUUAAGGAAGUUGAAAUUUUCAAAUUGGAGGGUUGA